CUCACUUGCUGGGAGUUAUAAAACUCAAGACUGGAAAGUAGAAGUGGUCCCUGCCCUGGGCAGCCUCUUGGAGAAGAUGCAUCGUCUUCCUCUCCCCCUGCUGUUCCUUCUCCUGUGCUCCAGAGCUGAAGCUGGCAAGAUCAUCGGAGGCACAGAAUGCAAGCCACACUCCCGCCCUUACGUGGCCUACCUGGAAACUGUCACUUCCCAGCAUACCCUGGUGACCUGUGGUGGUUUCCUGAUAAGACAGGACUUUGUGCUGACAGCUGCUCACUGUGCAGGAAGGUCUAUAACAGUCACCCUUGGAGCCCAUAACAUAAAAGAGAAAGAAGACACAUGGCAGAAGCUUGAGGUUGCAAAACAAUUCCCUCAUCCAAAAUAUGGCGACUGAAAUACUCAUUAUGACAUCAUGUUACUAAAGUUGAAGAAGAAAGUCAACCUGACCCUGGCUGUGGGGACACUCCCCCUUCCACCCCAAUUCAACUUCAUCCCACCUGGGAGGAUGUGCCUGGUGGCUGGCUGGGGAAUGACAGAAGCAGAGGUAUUGGACUCCAACACUCUGCAAGAGGUGAAGCUGCGACUCAUGGAUCCCCAGGCCUGCAGACAGUUUAUGACUUUUGACCACAAUCUCCAGCUGUGUGUUGGCAAUCCAAGGAACAAAUCUGCAUUUAAGGGAGACUCAGGGGGUCCUCUUCUAUGUGCUGGGGUGGCCCAGGGCAUUGUCUCCUAUGGCCGGGUGGAUGCAAAGCCUCCUGCUGUCUUCACCCAGAUCUCCCAUUACCGGCCCUGGAUCAAUGAGGUCCUCAAGGAGAACUAACCCUGGAGCCCAGGACAGCCUGGGAGGAAACCUGGACCUGGAACCGAGCAGCUUCUCUGUACCACUCACUCUGGAGCUGCCUCUGGUUCCUACUGAAGUCCUGCCACAUCCCUAAACCUCAAGAAGUUUCCUCCAGGUACAGAAUUCUCAAUAAACUUCAAUAAAGACCCAGCUUUCAGACUUGA
Messenger RNA from Equus caballus (horse), 1002 nucleotides. It is a transcript of the gene CMA1, whose product is annotated as chymase. Gene Ontology annotation, cellular component: intracellular membrane-bounded organelle; cytoplasm. Gene Ontology annotation, biological process: proteolysis. Lineage: Eukaryota; Metazoa; Chordata; Mammalia; Perissodactyla; Equidae. Gene Ontology annotation, molecular function: serine-type endopeptidase activity. The record is from RefSeq and is a predicted model, not a curated record.